UACCACAUAAAUUUUCUUUAAUUACUUGCAUAUACAAAUUAAAAAAAAAAAACAUUAAAAUGGUUGCAUACUACGACGAAUGCGACGCUGCAGCAAAUCCCAAAACAUUAACUGAUUGGGUGCGCAACUUUCGUUUAAAACGCGUUCAAAUGCGUCGCAAAUUACGAGGUGCUGGCAGCGACCUGCGCGUAAACGCCAUUUUGUCGACGGCUCUACUCCACGCUGAGCACGAGCUGCGUAGAAAGCAACAGGAAAGAUUUAGUCGAUGGCUAGAUAUCCAAACAAAGUUUGUUCCACAUGGUAAAACCCAUUGUGGUAGUGACGCUGAUUCCGAAGCCAAUGCCAAAAUAGUGGCUAAAGCAGAAGAGUGUGAACGGCGUGAAAUCGAAAACAAUUUGUGGAGGAGUGAGCUAAGUGGCCUCGACAAUUUUAUGCGUAGCCUAAGUAGCACCAACAACAACGCCAGCAACAACGGAACCCGCAGCAGCAGCUACAGGAACAACAACAACCACCAACACAACUGUGCUGCCAUUGCAGUCAGCAGUUAGAAAGAGACAAAUAUAUGGCAGUCAUAUUUGUGUGUAUACAUACAUGCAUGCAA
Drosophila guanche is the source of this 601-nucleotide messenger RNA. RefSeq lists its product as uncharacterized. The record is from RefSeq and is a predicted model, not a curated record. The transcript has a single exon. NCBI's taxonomy places the organism in Eukaryota, Metazoa, Arthropoda, Insecta, Diptera, Drosophilidae. The coding region runs from base 60 to 548 and encodes 162 amino acids.